Messenger RNA from Euleptes europaea (tarantolino), 2069 nucleotides. It is a transcript of the gene PPP2R2D, whose product is annotated as protein phosphatase 2 regulatory subunit Bdelta. Lineage: Eukaryota; Metazoa; Chordata; Lepidosauria; Squamata; Sphaerodactylidae. Gene Ontology annotation, cellular component: protein phosphatase type 2A complex; cytosol. Gene Ontology annotation, molecular function: protein binding; protein phosphatase regulator activity. The transcript is spliced from 8 exons. Bases 1 to 1272 code for a protein of 423 amino acids. Gene Ontology annotation, biological process: peptidyl-serine dephosphorylation. The record is from RefSeq and is a predicted model, not a curated record.
AUGUUUACAGCUGACAUUAUCUCAACAGUUGAAUUUAAUUACUCUGGCGAUCUUCUUGCAACAGGAGACAAAGGUGGCAGAGUGGUUAUAUUUCAAAGGGAACCAGAGAAUAAAAGCCGUCCUCAUUCAAGGGGAGAGUAUAAUGUUUACAGUACCUUUCAAAGUCAUGAACCUGAGUUUGACUACUUGAAAAGUCUAGAAAUUGAGGAAAAGAUUAAUAAAAUUAGGUGGUUACCACAACAGAAUGCUGCUCACUUCUUAUUAUCUACAAACGAUAAAACUAUUAAAUUAUGGAAAAUCAGUGAAAGGGAUAAGAGAGCUGAAGGUUAUAACUUGAAAGAUGAAGAUGGAAGACUUCGGGAUCCAUUUAGAAUCACAGCAUUGAGGGUGCCAAUCUUGAAACCCAUGGACUUAAUGGUAGAAGCAAGUCCCCGAAGGAUAUUUGCAAAUGCACACACAUACCACAUAAACUCUAUUUCAGUUAAUAGUGAUCAUGAAACAUACCUUUCUGCAGAUGACCUAAGAAUCAACCUGUGGCAUUUAGAAAUCACAGAUAGAAGUUUCAACAUUGUAGAUAUAAAGCCUGCUAACAUGGAGGAAUUGACAGAGGUGAUAACUGCGGCAGAGUUCCACCCCCAUCAUUGUAACGUGUUUGUCUACAGCAGUAGCAAAGGAACUAUACGGCUUUGUGAUAUGCGCUCUUCAGCCCUCUGCGAUAGACAUUCUAAAUUCUUUGAGGAGCCAGAAGAUCCCAGCAGCAGAUCGUUCUUUUCAGAAAUAAUUUCCUCAAUAUCAGAUGUAAAAUUCAGUCACAGUGGUCGAUACAUGAUGACCAGAGACUACCUUUCAGUUAAAGUAUGGGAUCUCAACAUGGAAAAUAGGCCUGUGGAGACAUAUCAGGUUCACGAGUAUCUCCGAAGCAAACUUUGUUCACUGUAUGAGAAUGACUGCAUCUUUGACAAGUUUGAAUGCUGCUGGAAUGGUUCUGAUAGCGCUAUUAUGACGGGCUCCUACAACAAUUUCUUCAGGAUGUUUGAUCGGAACACCCGGCGAGACAUUACCUUGGAGGCGUCGAGAGAGAGCAGCAAACCCCGUGCCAUCUUGAAACCUCGAAAGGUGUGCACAGGCGGAAAGAGGAAGAAGGAUGAAAUAAGUGUUGACAGUCUGGACUUCAACAAGAAGAUCCUCCAUACAGCGUGGCACCCUGCAGAAAACAUCAUUGCCGUGGCCGCCACCAAUAACUUGUAUAUAUUCCAGGACAAAAUUAAUUAAAGACGGCUUAUUCGAGGACAAACUUGUCGCCUUGCAUAGUUAAGCCCAGUUGUUUAUCUGUCAGAGAGAUGGCCUUGUUGUCCUCCCAGUAAAGAACAUUGAUGCACUUAUUUCCCUUUAUAGGUAAAGGAGAGCAGCUGGCCUGGAUUUGAGUUCAUGGUGUAUUUCUGCCUUCAGUGAGGGAGAACGUGGAAUUUAAUUUUUGUAAACGAAAUAAGCCCACUAGAAGCAGAAUUGAUGGACAAUACUCAAUAAAGGCCAAUAUUCAAAACAAAUGUAUUUAUUUAAGUCUGAGCCUUCCUUUCCAGUUGAUAGACCAAAAAGAAAAAGAAAAUCUAACACCCAAGAAACAAAUUGUCAUAACAUGUAAUUUCUAUCUCACGUGCUCUUUAUCUGCUGUAAUAUUUGGGCCUUUCAAAACAUAUAUUUGUGCUUUAUGCCUGUAAACAUUCUUUCUCUGGCCUUCAUCUAAGCUUUAGGUGUUUCUACCUUUGAGCAAUAUAGGUAAGUCUAGAAUUGGGUGCAUAGACAGGUUUUUCAUGUAUAUUACUCACCAACUGUAUCUAUAACCACACCUUCUGGUGUAAACCACUUAAUAAAAAUAACAAACUAUAAAAAGUGUUUUUAAAUCUGAAAGUAUGUAUUCAGUCUUUUUUAUUGCAUGUAUUGAGAUUGUGCAAAAUAUCUCUAAUGGAAAGAUUUGAAAAUAGUUUGUCCCGAAAAUAUUGAUUUUUGACAGUAUAAGCAGUUUCUUGUGAUAUCUGCUGCUUCAAACUCUAAACUUAAUUUUUCCUCAU